This is a messenger RNA of Populus trichocarpa (black cottonwood), 1414 nucleotides long. RefSeq names its product nudix hydrolase 10. Bases 16 to 924 code for a protein of 302 amino acids. Lineage: Eukaryota; Viridiplantae; Streptophyta; Magnoliopsida; Malpighiales; Salicaceae. The transcript has 9 exons. Gene Ontology annotation, molecular function: ADP-ribose diphosphatase activity; NAD binding; NADH pyrophosphatase activity. The record is from RefSeq and is a predicted model, not a curated record.
AUUUCCGUUUAGUUUAUGUGUGUACUCGCCCACAAAGCUAUGGUUGGAUCCAUGACAGUUUCAGUGAAUUCCACACCGCCGGUUGAUUUGUAUGCAAAUGGCACUGUUCAUCAUGCUGAAUUACUUCCUGCAUCUGAUGAUGAUCAUGGUGGUAUCAUUGUGGACAUGAAGGAGCCUAUGGACCCGGAUAUUUUUCAUGCCAAGCUCAGAGCUUCAUUAUCGUUGUGGGGGCAACAGGGGAAGAAGGGAAUUUGGAUCAAGUUGCCAAUCGCACUGGCAAAUCUUGUAGAAACUGCGGUUAAGAAAGGAUUCCAGUACCACCAUGCAGAGCCAAAUUACCUCAUGCUUGUUUAUUGGAUUCCUGAAACCCCAAGCACUAUUCCUGCAAAUGCUUCCCAUAGAGUAUGUGUUGGUGCUAUUGUCUUGAAUGAUAAAAGAGAGGUACUUGUGGUCCAGGAAAAGAGUGGCAUAUUUCAAGGAAAAGGCGUGUGGAAAAUCCCUACUGGAGUUGUUGAUGAGGGUGAGGAGAUCUUUAUGGCAGCUGUAAGAGAAGUAAAAGAAGAGACGGCAAUUGACACGGAAUUUCUGGAAAUUCUAGCGUUCAGGCAAUGGCACAAAUCAUUCUUUGAGAAGUCAGAUUUAGUCUUCCUCUGCAUGCUGCGUCCAUUAUCUUUUGACAUCCAGAAGCAAGACUUAGAGAUUGAAGCGGCUCAGUGGAUGCCAUUUGAGGAAUAUGCAGCUCAACCUGUAGCCCAGAACCAUGAGCUUUUCACCUAUAUCAUUGAUUUAUGCUUGGCAAAGGUAGACCGGGAUUACAUUGGAUUUUCUCCACAACCAUUAAGAUCAACGCUUAAUGACCAGAUAAGUUACUUAUAUUCAAACGCCAGAGAUUUGAACCAGUCAAGUUCUGCUGAUCGCCAAUAGAAAUCAAGCUUAUGUUGUCUAUUUGCUGUGUAACCAAAUUCAUUUAUUUACAUCUCCACUGUCCUCUUCCAUGACUUUAGUAAGUGAAAGUGCAUUCCUUCAAGUCACAAAUUCAUAUAAAAAUAGCGCUUGUGCAUGGAAGAAAAUAUCCUGAAAAUGCAGACACUACUAGAUGGGAAAUCUGUAGGAGUUGCUGCCUGAAUAGAUCCUCUUUAUUCAAAGCUUGUCACAAAGAGCAAUUCCUGAAGGUAAGCUUGUCAUCUAGUGCACUGGGGAUGGGUCCAUGGCAUGCUUCAUCGAUCAUUGCCCUUGGAGUUGCCAAACGUUGUAAUGGCGUGAAAGCAGACUAAAAUUGUAUUUUGCCGUACAGGCUCGUAACACCCAUGUGCUCCUGCAAUAUUUUGCAGUAACUGUAUCUGAUAGCAUUUUACCACUUACAGCAAGUUGUUCUCCCCUAAUGAGUCAUAAAAGUGCCAUCAUUUAGAAUCAA